AUGCCACCGGUCGACAGACUAAGCGCCUUGCCGGAUAACAUCAUCAGUCACAUUCUCUCGUUUCUCCCGAUCAACAUCUCCGUGUCGACCAUCAUCCUCGCUAGAAGAUGGAGGUUUAUGUGGGCCCACUUCCCGAAUCUUGAUUUCGACGGCAGAAGUCAUGAUAAUGAGACUGGAACCUGGGACAUCAUCAACAGGGUUAUGUCUAAUCCUAGACUGCAUAGCAUAAACACUUUCUGCCUCAAAUGCAGGCGUUCUCAUUUAAAUGAGAACAAAGUCGAGAAGUGGUUCGCCGGGCGCAAUAUCAACAAUCUCAGUCUCACCCUCAGUUCCGAAAUGCAGAGUCUUAUGCAUGCUUUGCCUCGAGCCAUCUUCACGUGCAAAACCCUUGUUGAGUUGAGGCUCACAUGUUGUGCCUUGCCAAGUUUAAGUGGUGAUGACAUAUCUCUCCCUCGCCUCAAGAAGCUCCAUCUCAAUUUUGUUCCAUUUGAAGCUGAUGAAACCCUUCAUAAAUUGCUUUGUUACUGCCCGGUGCUUGAUGAUUUGUCCAUUGAAGGAUGUUUGCAUGGAAAAUUUUAUAUCACUUCACCCACAAUGAAAAAGCUCAAGUACUCUUUUUGGACUUCACAUUCUUACAACCAUGAGGUGAGGAUAGAUGCUCCCGCACUUGAAUAUCUACAGCUAUGGGUUCACACGACCUCACAUGUCUCAACUUGUGCACUGACUUCCUUAAUUGAGGCAGACAUUUACAUUGAUCAUUCUUUUGGUAAUGGCGGCAAGCCUUAUCGCCUUUCACUGUUGGAUUGUGUCAGUCGUCUGUGCAAAGUGAAGAGGCUAAAACUGUCAUGUGGUGCGCCGUUGCCUUCUAGGAUAAGAUCAAUCCCAAAGUUUGAUAAUUGUACCCGGCUUGAGUUAGACUCCGAUUGGCGUUUUCUCACAAAAAUCUUGGAGAUGGCUGACAAUCUUGAAGUUCUAGUUAUCUCUAGGGAGAGAUCAAAUCGUAGAAUCUGGGAGGAGCCCGAACAAGUGCCAAGAUGCAUGUUAUCUCGUCUAGCAACGUUAAGAAUUGAUGGAUUUAAUUGCAGCAAGUCCGAGUUUAGCAUGGUGAAGUACUUUUUAAAGAAUUCCCAAGUGUUGAGAAGGAUGGAAGUACACACGACGACCAAUGGGAUUGAUUUGGGCUUGGCGGAAAAGCUCAAUGCACUCCAAAAGAUUGCAUUGUUUAAACGAGGAUCAAAGGAAUGCGAGCUUGCCUUUUCAUGA
Messenger RNA from Striga hermonthica, 1263 nucleotides. The record is from the annotation of a GenBank genome assembly. Lineage: Eukaryota; Viridiplantae; Streptophyta; Magnoliopsida; Lamiales; Orobanchaceae.